AUGACUUCCAGACUGGAUCGCUUAGUCACAUUGCUGGAGACGGGCAGCACGCCUCUUAUCCGUAACACGGCCGCCCAGCAACUGGCUGAUGUUCAAAAGCAGCACCCUGAUGAGCUCUUCAACCUACUGGGUCGCAUUCUACCGUAUCUCAGAUCCAAAUCGUGGGAUACCCGCACGGCCGCGGCCAAGGCUAUCGGUCUCAUCGUCACCAAUGCAGAUGUCUUUGACCCGAACGAGGACGACGGUCUGCAGAUCAAAAAGGCCGAAGACGAUGAUGACGAUUUGGAUGUCGAUAUCAAGGCCGAGGAAGAGCAACUCUCAUCCGCGGAAGAGCCGUUGCUCCAGCUUGACCGCCUCGAUCUGAUCUCCAUCCUCAGAUUCGGCAAGCGGCUGCUGGGGAGUGCCGGCAAAGAAUACGAAUAUUCGCUGGCCGCCCUAGAUCCGGCCUCCCGGUUACAGCAUCAGAAGAAAACACUAAUCUCCAGACUGGGUCUCGCAGGGGAAUACAUCGAAGAAGAAUUGAUCGACGACAAUGACCUGGUUCAUAAGCCGGCGUCUGGGACGAAAGAGGUUCCUUCGCCCAUUUCGCGUGAAAACAGCAACAGUAACAGUAACAACCACCACGGCAUGAACUAUCCUGCGGUAGCGUCGCCCGGUGAGGCUGCCAACGGUGAGGAGGCGGGUCUGAGCAAGCGGCAAUUGAACCAGCUGAAACGAAAAAACAAACAGAGUGCGAAACUGGGUGCCAACAAAGUACGUUUGGUAGACAUCUCCGCGCGACGGCCAUCCGAGAACGUUACUACACCAUCGACAACGACGCCCCACCCGAUCAAGGCCGAGAAUGGGGAGGAGCGGAAUGGCGACUCGAAACCCGAUUAUUUCUCGCUCGAUCGAUCCAGCGCCGAUGAUGACUCAAAAAUUGUCACGGAAUUCAAGGGGGAGACUACACCCGCAAAGCCCAUUAUCCAGCCGGAGCUUGUCGACGAGGGUCCUAGUCCGAUGUGGCCCUUUGAUCCCAUGUGUGAUUUCCUGAUGAUCGACAUCUUCGAUCCGAACUGGGAAGUUCGUCACGGGGCGGCGAUGGCUCUUCGUGAAGUCAUUAGGGUGCAAGGUGCCGGUGCCGGUCGGGUUCGAGGGAAGACGCGAGCCGAGAAUGAUACCCUCAAUCGCAAAUGGUUGGAUGAUUUGGCAUGCCGUCUUCUCUGCGUUCUCAUGCUCGAUCGCUUUGGAGACUAUAUCUCCGAUAAUGUUGUUGCUCCAAUUCGCGAGACUGUUGGUCAAACGUUGGGUGCCCUUCUGUCCCAGCUCAGCACGCGCACAGUGAUUUCCGUCUACAAGUGUCUCUACCGGAUCAUCAUGCAAAAGGACCUGGACCUGGACCGUCCCAUUUGGGAAGUUUGCCAUGGUGGCAUGAUCGGUCUUCGCUAUCUUGUAGCGGUGCGAAAAGACCUGCUCGUGAAAGAUGCUAAACUUAUGGAUGGUGUCUUGGAGGCGGUUAUGAAAGGCUUGGGAGACUAUGACGACGAUGUCCGUGCCGUGAGUGCUGCCACGUUGGUCCCCAUUGCGGAAGAAUUCGUCACCUCUCGACAGGGCACGCUGGGUCCUCUUAUGACCAUCGUAUGGGACUGUCUCUCCAAUCUGCAGGACGAUUUGAGUGCCAGUACAGGGUCGGUGAUGGAUCUGCUAGCCAAACUCUGUACGUUCCGCGAAGUGCUCGAAGCGAUGAAAACAAACGCAGCCGUCGAUCCCGAGUCCUCAUUUGGCAACCUCGUCCCUCGCCUCUACCCCUUCUUGCGACACACGAUUACCAGUGUACGUUCUGCAGUGCUCCGAGCCCUGAUGACAUUCUUGAAACUCGAGGGCGAGGGUACCAACGAAUGGGUCAAUGGCAAAGCGCUCCGUCUCAUCUUUCAGAACUUGUUGGUGGAGCGGAACGAAGGGGUCCUGAAGCUGUCUCUCCAGGUGUGGUCGGAGUUACUGAAGGCCCUGGAAACUCGUGGAUUAUUCAAUUUGGAGGCCGAACUGUUGAACAAUGUCCAGCCCCUCAUCACAUUGACUUUGGCACCUUUCGGUGUACCCCGUUAUCCUAUCCCCAUGAACGCCUCCCUUUUCAUCAAACCGUCCGGCUUGCCGUUCCCAACCAGCGCUGCUGCUCCUGCGAGAUCCUCUCCAAGCUCAAAUAACACUGGACCUGACGGGGCCAAGAAACGCGGGCGCAAGGUCGAAAAGAAGGAAAUUCCACCACCUCCCUCGGCUCACAACGUUGAUGGGCACAUGCUCCAGGGUGACAUUGACCUUGUCGGCGCGGAUACGAUGUUACGAUCUAAGAUCCACGCCUCCAAAGCCCUUGGAGAAUUCCUCCAUUUCUGGGACAAACAUGGACUUUCAAAUCUCUGGCCCUCUAUUAUUGAAUGCCUCAACCACUCCGCAUCGACUUCGCAACUCUCAUCUGCCAUGGUUAUCGAAGAAUAUGCCAGGUUCGCCGGUCCCGGCGCUAAGUACACAGCUCAAUUGUGUGAGAGGCUGCGCCCCAUUGUGGAAGGAGACCGUCCACUGUGGUAUAGCGAUAUUGCAUGCUAUCUCCAUGUCGCCCGUGCACAGUGUCAUUCAUUGCUGAAUGCCUUCCGGGACCAUGGGCAUGUCGCCGGAUCAAGAUUGCCUGUCUUAGCCGUUAUCGUUCAAGGGGACCCCGAGGCUGGCCCGAGUGCGUUCUCUCUGUCCGAUGCCGAAAAGGUGAUCGGGCAAGACUUCGACCGGCUAAAUAAGACCAUGACGCCCAUGCACCGGAUGACUGCCACCCAGGUACUGACCGAUACACGCUCAACGGCAGAUAAUGCAAUCUCCGAGGCACGAAACGUCCGUGAGCAGCGAGACAUGCGUGUCCGAGCCGCGGCAGCCGGAGCCUUGGUUGCUUUGCAUGAUAUUCCCAAGAAGCCCACCCAUCUCAUCAAGGGAAUCAUGGACAAUAUCAAGAAGGAAGAAAACGCCGAGCUUCAGCAACGCUCUGCAACCGCGGUUGUUACACUAGUGGAGUACUACACGAAUGCCGCCAAGAGAGGCCCCGUCGACAAAGUCAUUGGAAACUUGGUCAAGUACUGCUGUGUGGACACGUCGGAGACCCCCGAGUUUCACCACAAUGCCAGCCUCGACAAAUCGAUCCUAUCACUUCGUAAGGAGGAAGAUCGGCGCGAUCAUCCGGAUGCGGCGAAAUUCGAGAAGGAGGCAAAGGAUGCGAGAAUCAUGCGUCGUGGUGCCAAGGAUGCCCUCGAGCAACUCGCCGUCAAGUUCGGCGCAGGCCUUAUGGAGAAAGUACCCAAUCUUGCGGCUCUGAUCGAACGUCCGCUCAAAGAAGCGCUCUCUGGCGACCUCCCCGCCGACAUUCUUGAUAUUGGUAAUGAUCUGGGCCAGGAAGCUGUGGACGGAUUGUCAACGCUUCGUGCCAUUCUUCCCAAGUUCGACCCUGGUCUCUACCCCUGGGUGGUUGGUCUCAUGCCAAUCGUCGUCAAGGCCCUACAAUGCGAGCUCUCCGUCAUUCGUUACGCGGCUGCCAAAUGUUUCGCCACGAUAUGCAGCGUCAUUACGGUGGAAGGCAUGACCAUGCUGGUCGAGAAUGUACUACCUACUAUCAACAAUGCCUUGGAUGUUCAUCACCGCCAGGGAGCCGUUGAGUGUAUCUAUCAUCUCAUCCAUGUUAUGGAAGACGGCAUCCUACCUUACGUCAUCUUCCUCGUCGUGCCUGUCUUGGGACGAAUGAGCGACUCUGAUAACGAUGUGAGACUUCUGGCAACGACGUCUUUCGCGACAUUAGUCAAACUUGUCCCACUGGAGGCCGGCAUUCCAGACCCCCCUGGUCUCUCGGAGGAGCUGCUCAAGGGUCGUGAACGAGAGAGGAAGUUCAUGUCACAGAUGCUAGACGUGCGAAAGGUAGAGGAAUUCCAGCUACCAGUCUCCAUCAAGGCCGAACUUCGACCUUACCAGCAAGAGGGUGUCAAUUGGCUUGCCUUCCUCAACCGCUACAAUCUACAUGGAAUUCUCUGUGAUGACAUGGGUCUCGGUAAAACCCUUCAGACCAUUUGUAUUGUUGCUAGCGAUCAUCAUAUGCGCGCCGAAGAAUACGCGCGAACGCAGGCGUCAGAUUCUAGAAAGCUGCCGUCUUUGAUUGUCUGUCCACCGUCUCUGUCUGGACAUUGGCAGCAAGAGAUCAAACAGUAUGCCCCAUUCCUCAAAAGCGUCGCAUACGUUGGACCGCCGGUGGAACGUGCACGACUAAGAGGCGCUCUCGCGGACGCGGAUAUCGUUGUGACCUCGUAUGACAUUUGUCGAAACGACAACGACAUUCUCAACCCCAUCAGCUGGAACUACUGCGUGCUGGACGAAGGUCACUUGAUCAAGAAUCCCAAGGCGAAGGUCACUCUGGCGGUCAAGCGCAUCGUCAGCAACCACCGGUUGAUCCUCUCUGGUACGCCUAUUCAGAACAACGUGCUGGAGCUGUGGUCUCUUUUCGACUUCUUGAUGCCUGGAUUCCUCGGUACAGAAAAGGUCUUCCUAGAUCGCUUCGCCAAACCGAUCGCGGCUAGUCGUUUCAGCAAGUCCUCCUCGAAGGAGCAAGAGGCUGGAGCACUAGCGAUCGAGGCUCUGCACAAGCAGGUCUUGCCCUUCUUGCUGCGUCGUCUGAAGGAGGAGGUGCUUAACGACCUGCCUCCGAAGAUCAUCCAGAAUUAUUACUGUGACCCCAGUGAGCUCCAAAAGCGACUCUUUGAGGAUUUCACCAAGAAGGAGCAAAAGGCCCUUACAAACAAGGUGGGCAGCUCCGAAAAAUCUGACAAGGAGCACAUCUUCCAAGCGCUGCAAUACAUGCGCCGUCUUUGCAACUCCCCGGCACUUGUCGUCAAAGAAGGCCACAAGCAAUACAACGAGGUCCAGACCUAUCUGAACCAAAAGAAUUCCUACAUCCGAGAUAUCUCCCACGCCCCUAAGCUCAGCGCUCUGCGCGACCUGAUGCUCGACUGCGGUAUCGGCGUUGAUCCACCUAGCGAAGGUGAUUUGGCUACCGGAGCCAGCUACGUUAGCCCACACCGAGCCCUGAUCUUCUGUCAGAUGAAGGAGAUGCUGGACAUUGUACAGAGUGAAGUUUUCAAGAAACUUCUUCCUUCUGUUCAGUAUCUUCGCCUGGACGGUGGCGUCGAAGCAACCAAGCGUCAAGACAUUGUCAAUCGGUUCAACACAGAUCCCAGUUACGAUGUCUUGCUUCUUACGACCAGCGUGGGUGGAUUGGGUCUGAACCUCACGGGAGCCGACACGGUUAUUUUCGUGGAACAUGACUGGAACCCGCAAAAGGAUAUUCAGGCCAUGGACCGUGCCCAUCGUAUCGGACAAAAGAAGGUAGUCAAUGUCUACCGAUUGAUCACUCGGGGAACGCUGGAGGAGAAGAUUCUGAAUCUCCAACGAUUCAAAAUCGACGUCGCAUCCACAGUGGUCAAUCAACAAAAUGCCGGUCUCAAUACCAUGGACACAGACCAACUCCUGGAUCUCUUCAAUUUAGGCGAAACGGCCGACAAUGCCGAGAAGCCCAGUGACACCGCCACAGGCAACGAGGUCGACAUGGUCGACAUCGACGGCGAAGUCAAAGAAAAGGGCAAGAAGGGCUGGCUCGACGAUCUCGGAGAACUCUGGGACGAUCGACAAUACCAAGAGGAAUACAAUCUGGAUUCAUUUUUGGCCUCGAUGAAAGGAUGA
Molecule: messenger RNA, 5736 nt
Organism: Aspergillus affinis
Lineage: Eukaryota; Fungi; Ascomycota; Eurotiomycetes; Eurotiales; Aspergillaceae
Product: DNA-binding ATPase
Exons: 4
Coding region: 1-5736 (1911 amino acids)
Molecular function (GO): ATP binding; ATP hydrolysis activity; TBP-class protein binding
Source: RefSeq, a predicted model, not a curated record